AGGUCAGCGCCUGGAGCUAGAGGUGACUUUAUCUAGUCAGCUUGCGAGGACGAACUCACGACCAACUUACAAGACGGUCGCUAGUUGUUUAGGAGUGCAACUGCACUCUGCUUCCGAAUCUCAACGCUGCGUUUAAACACCUCUGGACGUGCAUAAAACGAACUCCGUCCAGUUCCGGAACAACUGUUUGGGAAACUCGAGGCUUUCGCAAAGGCAGAUGUGUGACACAACGAGUGAAGUCGAAAAAGCGUACUAGUAAUACGCCCUUGUCAAUAAUUGUUCAAAAACUGAUUUUAAUGUGAAGCAGUGAUAAACAAAUAUAUACAUAUAUAUAACAAAAUGAAAAUCACACAGAAAUGUUUUGGAAAUAUCACAAAAAUGUUGGACUUUUACUCCCAGUUCAAUCCCUCGCCGCUCUCGAUAAAACAGUUCAUCGAUUUUGGGCUGAGUGCUUGCGAGAGAAAGUCUUUCAUCUUCCUCCGAAAGGAGCUACCCGUCCGACUGGCAAACAUCAUGAAAGAAAUUCAUUUACUGCCCGACCAUCUACUCCGAAUGCCCAGCGUCGGGUUGGUGAAUAAUUGGUACGCGACGUCGUUCGAAGAGAUUAUACAGUUUGAAAAGGCUGACAUCAACGAAAGCACUCUAGAUAAGUUCUGCCAAGCGCUUGUAAAAAUCAGGAACAGGCACAUGGACGUAGUACAAACAAUGGCUCAAGGGGUUUUAGAGCUUAAAGAUUCACACGACGUUGAUAAUCAAACUGAAAAUAGUAUUCAGUACUUUUUGGACAGAUUUUACAUGUCCCGCAUUUCGAUACGUAUGCUCAUUAAUCAACACACAUUGUUGUUCGGUGGACAGCUAAACGGGCAGAGCAGCAGGCACGUGGGUUGCAUUGAUCCUGUUUGCGAUGUGAUCGGAGUUGUUCGUGAUGCGUAUGAAAAUGCCCGGUUUUUAUGUGACCAAUAUUACCUAGCCAGUCCUGAAUUAAUAGUUAAUCAACACAAUGAACUAGAGAGAGGAAAUGAGGUCCGGAUAGUUUAUGUGCCAAGUCAUCUAUAUCACAUGCUCUUCGAACUAUUUAAAAACAGUAUGCGAGCAGUUAUGGAGCAUCACGGCGACCAGGCUGGAAACUGUCCCCCUGUUUGCGUUACUGUUGUAAGAGGCAAGGAGGACAUUUGCGUAAAGAUGUCCGACAGAGGUGGCGGAAUUCCACGUUCUCAAACGGAUCACCUCUUCAAAUACAUGUACAGCACUGCGCCCCAACCGAGCAAAUCAGAUGUUCAUACCGUGCCCUUAGCUGGUUAUGGAUACGGCCUGCCCUUGUCUCGGCUCUAUGCCAGAUAUUUUCAUGGUGAUUUAGUACUACUCAGUUGCGAGGGCUAUGGCACAGACGCGAUAAUAUACCUCAAGGCAUUGUCCAACGAAGCAAACGAGCUUUUGCCCAUUUUCAAUAAGACGUCUUCAAAAUUCUACAAGACCACCAUUCCGACUGGGGACUGGAGCAGUCAAAGUACCGGGGGAAUGGCUACUAGACAGUUUUGCGUAAGCCCUGGACACGGCCACAGGUUGCCCCACGGUAUGCAGGCCAGUCAAUGCUAGCAGCAGGCCGGCUCCGACUGCAAUCAAGAAUUGAUGGAUUGACGUAUUGUAAGCAAAUGGGCCAAUUUGGUAUUUAACCAUCAAUAUUACAGUGUACGACGUGUCGUUUCAUUUUAUUUUUAUUUAUUAUUACGGACUUCGAGUAUACGCCUUGCUACGAAAGCCAAAAAGACAUUGUCUUUCUGGGCCUUAUUAGUACUAUGUUCCAAGACCUAUUGGCUUCAAGAUCAUAAGAAUAUAGCAGUUAUUUGAAUGUGUGACGAUUUAUUCCGGUGGUGAGGUUCCUCUUCAUAUAAAACUGUAUUCUAUAUUCAGAAUAGUAGGCAGAGCACUGACGUCAAUCAUAUUGAUUUAAUCGAAGUACAAGACAACUACAGUAUUGAGAAUGUAGCAAUAAUUAAAUAAAAUGUAUAAUGCGCCGCAUCAAUCAGCCGAAACAUCAUACAUCAAAAUGUCUGCUAUAUCUCCAUGACCUUGACACCAAUAACCCUGGAAAUAUUCACGUUAUCUGAUAAUCCAAAUUGCAUUGUCAAUUGGGAUUGUUUUAAAUGGUACACUUUCAAUAUCGCAACGCAUUACAAUGUUUUUGACCGGAGAGAAGCAUAUACGAAUUUUACAUGCAAUUGAAACUAUAUUCAUGUCCAUAAAAGUAAGAAUUGUGCAAUUCUAGUAAGUGAAUAAAUUCAUAUUCACCUCCAAAUUUUAGUAAGAAAAGAAAAAGGAACGAUACAUCUGUACUCGAUAUCUUGAGAACCAUUAUUUUUUACUUUACUCUUACUUCAACAAAACAAUUCAUGCUCUUUCUUGGUUCCAAGUUUUUAAACAUUAUUUGAAACUCUCCGUUUGCGUUGUAGCCAUUAUUCAUAUUUAAUGAAUAGGAAUCAAGUCUGUUAUCAUUACAGGACUUUAUCUGCAAAAAUCACAAUAAAGUCCUAAGAGUGAAUGUUGACUACAAAUUAUGUACAAUCUCGAUACGACGCGAUACGGCACACAUGUAUAACAAAUGUUAAAAAAUGAUAAUACAAAAUGCGAUCAGUGAAAACCAAAUACUUCAACCAUCGGCUCACUCUUCAUAAGACUGGAUUCAUGUCAUAAUUGUUAGGUCUCAUGUAACACAUAUCAUGCAAUGAUUUCAAUUCUGAACGCCUGUUUACACAAUUUUCUUGAAGUCUCAAGCAUGUUUGUUAAACUCAACGCAAUAUUUCUUUGUAAGACAUAAGUAUUUACGAUUGAUUAUAACUUGCACAUGGAACCUAAACAUUUCGGACUAUAGUAUCAGCCUAGAAGUUUAAUCUUCAGCAGUCAGUCUAGUUACGUUUGCAUGUAAAUGACUAAUACACUAUGACGUAUCGGUGAAGAAAGGAGUUACACGUACUGUGGUAUGCUUGGAGCAUCUUUAUACAAAAUGCUAUAGGUGAAAUACAGUAAGCCGAAAAGAAAGAAAAAAACUUAUUCAGAAUAAAACGUAACACUGUGAUGCAAAGAAUGAGUUUUAUAAAUCAUUCAUAUAUGCUAUAAGUAACGAGAAAAAAAAACCCCGUUAUUGUACAGCACUACAUAUACAUUAGGGUAGUCCUUGUUUAUGGUGUUGACGAAUUUUUACCGAAAUUCUCCGAAAUUCGUCUAGAUUGCCUGGUACGAUGAUGUGUAUUUUUUCCCAGAUAGUAGCACUAAUUCUCACCAAAACCUCGCGGUUACAGAUUAUUUGGAACAUUAUGACUCUUGCAAUAAAAUAUAUACUAAAAAAAAAGUUUUACCCAUGUUAAUUUCGAUAAGAAACUUCGAUCACAAUGCAGACUAUCUUAAAGUCUAUGUAAAAAUCUGAAAAAAUUAGACGAUUGUUUUCGACUUAUUUGAAGUCGAUUUGGGGGAUGGUCUGGCAAAAAUUCGUCGACACCCUGAAUAAGGAUCACCCUUAUAUACAUAUAUCUGUGGCACUAGCAUAUUAUAGGUAUGUCAAUAAUGUACUCAUUGAGGGUAAAAAUAGCUCUCAAUGGUUGAGUAAUGAAAAUAGCCGGAAUAUGUUAUAUUCCAAGAGUUAAAUGAAUUAGUCAAACUGCGAAUUAUGCAAUUAUCUUGCGCUUGGUGCGUUUUCGCUCGAUUUUAGAAAAAUAUUUUUGUUUUGAUCUGAUAAAUUGCGUUGCAUUUAAACGACACUAUAUUGGUAACUUUGAUGAAAUACGGAGGAAAAUAGGAUAAGUAAAAUAGGAAGAUGAGUAUAUUGUACGAUGAAAUGCAUACGAAAAUAAUAGAAUUGAUAAUUGUGUACUAUGUUGAAUAUUCAUGUAAUAUAAAUUAUAUACAUACCUAUGGUACUAAUGUACACAAUAUAGUAAUGAACUGUGUCAUUGGGAUUUUUUUUUUUUUGCAUGUAUUCAGUGAACACGGCAGUGGAUGAGAUGGUAUGUAUAUUGCAGAUUUAAAUCAAAGAGUGAAACUUGUACAGUUUUGUACAUAGCAUAAUCAACUAUUACUAUUCAUGCGAUAAAAUGAUUAUAAACUGUAAAUAACGCUGCCCUGGUAAAAGAGAUGACAAACAUGAUGAUUAUACAAUGUAAAUGUAUAGUUUUGCAGAAAUGAUUCAUUUUAUGACACCACUAUUUAGAGAACAUGUAAUUUGAGGUAGCGAAUAUAAUACUAAUAACAAUCUGAACGUAAUGAACAAAUUUUCUGCACGCCCAAUCAGACGAAUAUUGCAAAUAAUAUGCAUCGAGUGAUGUACUUAGCAUUGUGUAAUAUAAUUGCGACAAAGAUUAGUUCAUUUUAUAUUUAUAAUAUCAUCUAGUGUCCGAAAGGUGUAAGGUGAAGAUUAUGCAAGGCAUUUUUGUAAAUAUAUGCAUACAUGCAUACCAGUAUGCAACGUGUAUAUGAUGAAAUGUAAAAUGUUUUAUUUUUAGUCGCUUAGUUAUAAUGGCCUGAUAACGUGUAAACGAAUGCAAAUAAUUUGUUCAGAAAUAACUAUGGAUGAAAAUUGUUGAUGUAUUAAAGAUGUAUUAUUAUAGAAAUCUGUAUUGAUCCCUCA
Molecule: messenger RNA, 4618 nt
Organism: Neodiprion virginianus
Lineage: Eukaryota; Metazoa; Arthropoda; Insecta; Hymenoptera; Diprionidae
Gene: Pdk
Product: pyruvate dehydrogenase (acetyl-transferring) kinase, mitochondrial
Exons: 7
Coding region: 340-1596 (418 amino acids)
Biological process (GO): protein phosphorylation; regulation of glucose metabolic process
Cellular component (GO): mitochondrion
Molecular function (GO): pyruvate dehydrogenase (acetyl-transferring) kinase activity
Source: RefSeq, a predicted model, not a curated record